Molecule: messenger RNA, 891 nt
Organism: Phoenix dactylifera (date palm)
Lineage: Eukaryota; Viridiplantae; Streptophyta; Magnoliopsida; Arecales; Arecaceae
Source: RefSeq, a predicted model, not a curated record
GUGAUUGUUGUGAUAAAUGUAUAGAAUAAAACAUUGUUGGAAUAAAAUAAGAAGAAGAGUAUAAACGAAGGGAGAGUGGUUGGGGGUGGCCAUGUGGACUUGGAGGAAGGAGUGGUGGGGCGGGGUGGAGCAUGGAAUGGGAAAAGAGGGAAGGACCAUCAAAGGCGGCUCUUUUGCCAUGGGCGGCGGCGGGCGGUGGAUCCCCGGAAUCGUUCCCAUGUCCAGCGUCGGCGGCGGUGGUGGCCGAGGACGAGGCCGGAGGGGGCGCCUGGCGCUGGCCCUGAUCUGCUUCUCUCCGGUCCUUCUCCCCCUGAUUUGCCUCUCCCUUCCCCUCCUCUGCAUCGCCGCCUUCUGCCUCCGGCUCCAGCGGCGGAGCAAGAGCCCGUCCGGCCACCGGGAGGAUAGCUGCGGCGGGUUCCCAGUGCAGCGCAAGGAAGGGGAGGCGGCGAUCGAGGAUCGGCUGCUGCACCGGUACCUGGAGGACCAGUUGGGGCUCGUCGGCGCCAUGCGGGACUACGACGACGACGGCGACGUCUGCUAGAGAGAUCGCCGGCGGAGAAAUUGGAUUUUUUUUAUAAAAAAAAAUUGUCAGCUUGGUUGGACGGUUCAAAUUUAUACGGAAAUUUUGAUCUUUUUUAGGUCCGAAUUUCUCUCUAUCUCGCUCCGUGGAUUGGAUUCUUGUCUGGUAAUUAAUAUAUUGGAAAGGAAGGGGGAGGAAGAAGGACAAGAAUUAUGCUAAUGGGAAGGAGAAUAGGACGGGAAUUAGUCGCCCGAAUUAUUCGAGCACCGGGGCGUCGAUUCGUCCUGUAUUAUUAUUUUUUUUUUAUUAUCACCGUAUAUGUGAGAAUCUUCAAAAGAAAUUAAAACAACUGCACUUUGUGUUUUAUGGCA